AUAUCGCGUGCUGCAGAGUCUCAACAUCUUUUUUACAUCAUGGCGAACAAAACUGAAUGCAAUAUUCCAAGUAUGGCCUUCCAAGGCAUUAUAAAGUGGUAUUCACACGUAGGAAGUUAGCACCCACCCCCCUCCUAGAAGAAUGAAAUAUUUUAGGAAAUAUUAAAAAGGGCAGAAUAUUAUAUUUCACUGGAUGAGAAAUGGAGAAACUGUUUUAAGGACAAAGCAGCUCCCUGCAGCUUCCUGCCCCCCACAGCUUUGUCAAUGGGCCAGAGGCAGAAAAUCAUUCUCCUCAUCUUUGUCAAUGGACGAUCAUCUGCAACACAAUAGGACCCAUCUAGCAACAGAAGCUCACCACAUGACACCUGGGAAGAUUACAUCAGCCAGCAAGGCUAGCAAAGACCCGCACCCCCUGGGAGUCUGACAACCAAUCAGGAUACUCUUCCUGUGUCCCAGGAAGUUCAAAGCUCAGAGAAAGCAUAAAGCCAGGGCGCGCUCAGCAUCUCAGCCCUUUUCUGUUCAGGAACUCAAGCCAUGUGAUCCUGACCACCAUUAAACCAUCUUUCCAAGCAGUCUCCAUGUUUCCAGUGUCUUUUUCCCCACUUGGAACUGAACUCAGAUGGACAUUUCUUCCAACAAACACUUCAUAUGUUCUUGAUUCUGUCCCUCUGUUUAUGCAGCCCAGAACUGUGCUGGCUUUUUUGGCAGCUGCUGCACACUGCUGGCUCGUAUCUAAAUGGUUGUCCACUAGGACUCCAAGAUCCCUCUCACAGUUACUACUAUUGAGCAAGGUACCACAUAUACGGCACCUGUGCAUUUUGGAUUUUUUUUGCCUAAAUAUAGAACCUUACCUUUUUCACUGUUGAAUUUCAUUUUGUUAGAUAGCGCCCAAUGUUCAAGUCUGUAAAGAUCCUUUUGUAUCUUCUGGAGUGUUGGCUAUUCCUGCCAGCUUGGUGUCAUCUGCAGAAUUGAUGAGUUCCCCAUCUAUCCCCUUGUCCAAGUCAUUGAUGAAGAUGUUGAAGAGGACUGGGCCUAAAACAGAGCCUUGAGCCCUCAUUAUAAACUGCAAAAAAUGGACAGUGAGGUACAAAGAGAUGGGAGAAUUCUAGAUUUGAUUGAUGAUGCAUGGAGAGAAGAUAAGUUACCAUAUGAAGAUGUGGCAAUACCUUUGAAUGAACUUCCAGAACCAGAACAAGACAAUGGUGGAGCAACAGAAUCAGUAAAAGAACAAGAAAUGAAAUGGACUGAUCUGGCUUUGCAGUAUCUUCAUGAGAAUAUUCCUACAAUUGGAAAUUAAUCUGUAUUAGCAUAAUAACCAGUUUAUUCAGAUGAAUUUCUUGUCAGUUUUGGUUUGCAAUCUUUUGCCGUUAGUCUUGUUUUGCGACAGCUGAUAAUUAAUUGUUUUAAUUAAACAAGAUAUUUUGUAGAUCCCGAGAGAUUUCUUACAUUUUUCCAAGUGCUAAAGAUUUUCCUUGAAAUUUCCAGCAGAGGUCGCAGAAGUACAGCAGUUUCCAUGAGUAUGAAUUGCUGUUUAAUCAACUUGUAAUAUAUUGCAAAAAAUCUAUAUGUUUGCAGUUCUUGAUUUCAAUAAAUUCUUAUUCGUGAUCAAUA
Messenger RNA from Ahaetulla prasina, 1611 nucleotides. It is a transcript of the gene ANAPC13, whose product is annotated as anaphase promoting complex subunit 13. Gene Ontology annotation, cellular component: anaphase-promoting complex. The record is from RefSeq and is a predicted model, not a curated record. The coding region runs from base 1073 to 1297 and encodes 74 amino acids. The transcript has 4 exons. NCBI's taxonomy places the organism in Eukaryota, Metazoa, Chordata, Lepidosauria, Squamata, Colubridae. Gene Ontology annotation, biological process: protein K11-linked ubiquitination.